This is a messenger RNA of Fusarium pseudograminearum CS3096, 1425 nucleotides long. RefSeq lists its product as uncharacterized. Gene Ontology annotation, molecular function: oxidoreductase activity. Lineage: Eukaryota; Fungi; Ascomycota; Sordariomycetes; Hypocreales; Nectriaceae. The record is from RefSeq and is a predicted model, not a curated record. The coding region runs from base 1 to 1425 and encodes 474 amino acids. The transcript has a single exon.
AUGAGAAUCUCUACGUCUACCCUUAUCCUGGCGUCUUGCCUGUCAACGGCCUCCGCUGUACCUCACAACUCCAAAGACCAAAGCAUCAACGUCGAUGUUGUUGUCAUCGGAGGUGGCUCAUCAGGCAUCCACGCAGCCAUCAACCUCAAAGAUGCAGGCGCAAAGGUUGCCGUGAUUGAGAGAAAGAACCAGAUCGGCGGCCAUGCUGAGACAUACGUCGACCCCAAGACAAAGGCGUUUGCCAACAUUGGAGUCGUUGUCUUUGAGAACACCAAGACUGUCCAAACAUACUUUGAACGUCUGGGCGUUGAAUCUGUUGUCGGCAGUCCUUUCGACACUAAGACAGUCACCAAGCAGUAUGACUUUUCUCUCGGUAUCCCCAUUCCCUCUCCAGACAAGGCCCAGGCCGCCGCGAACCAAAACGCUAUUGCUGGUGCGAUGCAAGCCUACAGCCAAAAUGUCUUUUCCAAGUACCCUUGGAUCGACCAGGGCUAUGCCUUUGUUCCCAACCCUGUGCCUAAGGAGCUUCUCCAGCCUUUCGGACUGUUCGCUCAGCAGAACAACUUCACUGCUCUCCUUCCUCUCAUUUCCCAGUUCAACUGGUACCCUGGAAACAUCACCACCAUCCCCGCUCUCUACGGUAUCAAGAAGUUUGGUCCCGGUCUGAUGCAGAGCAUCAGCAGCGGAUUCAGAGUCCCAAAGUCUGGCAACACCAGAACUAUUUACGAAGCCGCAGCCUGCGAGCUCAGUGAACAAACCUACCUCAACUCACAUGUCACAAGUGUCAAGAGGAACAAGCAUGGUGUUGUCGUUACUGUUAAGCAGCAUGGAAAGACACUCACCUUCAAGGCACGCAAGCUUCUCGUUGCUAUUCCCCAGACCAUCAGGAACGUCGGCUCUUAUGAUCUCUCAAAAUCCGAAAAGGGCCUAUUCUCCAAAUUCUCUGCCCUUGGCUACGUUGCAGGCGUUGCCAAUAUCGCUGGUGUCAGUGUCAACCUCCAGAACGUCGGCGCUUUCACACCAGCCCAUACUCCUGUCAUCCCUGGAAGCAACAGCUACAACAUUCCCCCCGGUUUUACCGAUCAAUUCCUCCUCGGUGUAGCCUUUGACAACGCCGACUACAGCCUCGACGAUGCCAAGGCAGUAAUUCGUAGGGAACUCACAACUCUUGCCCGUGUAGGUGCUGUCCCAGCUGGCUCAGCAGAGAAGGUUAAAUUCCCUCUUCUCUCCAACCAUGCUCCUUUCGAGCUACAUGUUUCUGCUGAGGAGAUUGGUGAGGGAUUCUUUGAGGAUCUUUUGAGGCUUGAGGGAUCCCGCAAUACCUAUUGGACUGGUGCUGCGUUUGCCGGUCACAACAGCGGAUUGAUCUGGAACUGGAACGAUAAUGUUAUUCUGCCGGCUAUGAAGAAGAGCUUGGGACUUUAA